Messenger RNA from Penicillium olsonii, 2226 nucleotides. The record is from the annotation of a GenBank genome assembly. NCBI's taxonomy places the organism in Eukaryota, Fungi, Ascomycota, Eurotiomycetes, Eurotiales, Aspergillaceae.
AUGCCGUUCUUCAAACAGCUGCGGCGCCGCUCCAAGGCCAAUUUUCAGAAGAACCCAGCCCCGAGCGUGGAGGAGGUCUCCGCCAAAUCGUCCUCCACGAUCGACACCUCGAGCUCCAUCACUCCACCCUCAUCGAUCAAGCCCACCCUCUCAACGCCCAGUUUGCCCGCCCUCAACGAAUCUGAACCGAGUAGUACUCUGACACCGCGUCCGGGCCCCUUCAUCACCAAUUCACAGCGAAACAGCGUCAUUGUCAACCAGAAAGUGCUCCUCGUGUACGGUCAGAUAGGCGAGCCGCGACAACAACCGCUGGACGGAAAUGUCACGGUCUACCAUCACCAGGAUAAUUUCCCGUCGCUCGGCUGGCCCGUCACGGCAUCUCAUUUUAAAGCCCUAGUGCAUCUAGUUCCCGGUCCCAAUCGCCUCCGCUUUGAUUUCGUCUCUCCAAAACUGUCGACGGGGAGUGCACACCCUGCUAUCCACUCGGCUUGGAUCUGCAUCAACUACCUUCCGCUCGUGAACACCCCACCGCUGCAACUGGUGGUGUUGCUUGGAAAAGACUCGGACGGCACAUAUGACGCGGUGCCCGAAAGGGCAGAACGCGAGGGCAAUGGCCUGGACAUGGCGAUCCGCAAGUAUCGAAUGGCAGCCUACCUGUGGCAGGCCUUUACGGGGGAACAGAUGUAUCGGAACAACUUCGGACGGCGCUGUUUCCGAUUCGAAGAAGAGUGGCAGUCGGGCAGUCUGAGCCGCCGGGACUUGACACAGGCUCAGAUGCGCAACGAGGCAAAGAUCCACGUCGUGCGGUCGGAGAAGACGGUGGCCGAACUGCGGGAUCUGAACAUCGCGCAGCAGAACGACAAAGCCGAAAAGAAAGACGAGCUGUUCAACAUCGCCAAGCAAGCCGUGCGCAACCAUUUCCAGCCCCAGCCCGGUCAAAAACAAUACGUCUCUGUGCUCCUCCUGGAUUCACACUGGAACACCCAGUCUCAACUAGUGACUGGCCACGCAGCCUUGGGCUCCGCCGACGACGAUAUUAAGAUGGCAAUGUUCGGAUCUCACUGCCUCCAAAGCUACCCGUCUUGCCUGGAAGAAAUCGUGGAUGCAUUCACUGACUGUACCCGAACGGACACCAACCAUGUUGCCAACGACUGCGGCGACGCAGGCUCCAACUGGGAGGCGGCCAACUUGGGUAUCGGGGCUCAUCUGCACGAGGUGGGUCACCUCUUCGGAUGCCCUCACCAAGAAUCGGGGGUGAUGCUCCGCGACUACGUCCAGCUCAACCGGACAUUCCUCACCAAAGAGCCCUUCUCGACGCGCACCAAGGCCCAAGGGUUGAAGGUAUGUUUGCCGAAUGAUGAGUGUGGGUGGCACCGCUUGGAUGCGCUGCGCUUCCGAUUCCACCCCAGCUUCAAACUUCCCACCGACGCCUCCCCGAAAUCAGACGACAGCGUUCAGGUCUGGCCCGUCGAGAGUGGAAAGAUAUUAUUCACCGCCACCUCCGGCAUUGCAUUCAUGGAAUUGUAUGCAGAGGGUGACACGUUCUGCCACAAGUACAUCGAGUACCUCAACACCGAAAAUAGCCCUAACGGGCUUCCACGACAAGUUACUGUGACUGAAACAGAACUUCGUCAGCGUUUGUACGGCACUGAAAAAGAAAAGAAAAAGAACCUCAAAAAUAUCAAAGUAGUGGUCGUUUCUGGCUCCCUCGGCAGCUACACCGUCGAGAACAUCAGUGAUCUGAGAUCGAAAAACGCACUUGUCAAGCUGCCAAAAAGUCAAUCUGGGUACAAGAGUGGUCGAUUGGGCCAUGGAACAAUGGAGGGCACUCAGCAAGAACAAUUGUUGCUGGAGUGCGCGUCCAUUAAAACGAAGCUGCUGACCUCGAUCAAAGUGUACCACGGAUGUGCUCUUGAUGGAAUCGAGUUCUGCUAUGAAGAUGCCACCACCCAGCUCUUUGGCAAGCGAGGAGGAAAACCAGGCGGCGAUGAAUUCAUCCUGGACACCCGGCGCGGUGAAAUCCUUCUGGGCUUCUAUGUUCGGGCUGGUCAAUGGAUCGAUGGAAUCGAAAUCCUCACCAGCCUGGGCAGGAAAUCAGGAGUAUAUGGAAAUGCCUCCGGUGGCUCAGGUCACACCUUGAUCCCACCCCUGGGCUACAAAAUCGCAGGAAUCGCCGGCUCAUCUGCAUCAUGGGUCGAUGGAUUUUCAUUAAUCAUUCAGCAUUGA